Molecule: messenger RNA, 2456 nt
Organism: Saccostrea echinata
Lineage: Eukaryota; Metazoa; Mollusca; Bivalvia; Ostreida; Ostreidae
Product: ATP-binding cassette sub-family F member 1-like
Exons: 4
Coding region: 86-2236 (716 amino acids)
Molecular function (GO): ATP hydrolysis activity; ATP binding
Source: RefSeq, a predicted model, not a curated record
AAAUUUUACUUCGUCUUGUCUUUCCCACAUGCUUCCGGUGUUACUGAUCUGAGAAAACCGGAGAAGAAACUAAAUCAGAGAAAAUAUGCCGAAGAAAGGUAAAGGAAAAGCAAAAGAAGAAGAACUCUGGAACGGCGAUGAGGAGGAAAAAGCCCUCGAUGAAAAGAUGAAGAAAUUGGCGACCGAAGAUGGCGCAGCUGGAAAAGAAAAGAAGAAAAAGAAGAAAUCAAAGCUCGCACAGCUAGCUGAAAUAAUGGCGGCAGAGGAUAAUGAAGAGGAAGAAAAAGAGGAAGAAAUUGUUCAACCAAAAGGAAAAGAAAAGAGCAAACCCAAGAUUGAGGAGGAGGAGGAAGUGAAGUUUGACUAUUACGAAUCUGAGGAGGAAACACAGAAAGAUGAAGAGGAGGAAAAGGCGGAAGAACAGGCGGAGGAAAACAAACCAAAACUCAGCAAAAAGGAAAUGAAGAAACUUAAAAAGCAAGCAGAGUACCAGAAACAGCUGGAUAGCAUGGAGGCGGGAGGGGUGGAAAACUUUACCGUGUCACAGGCGGAGAAAUCCGCCAAAGCAACUGUACUGGAUAGUCAAGAUAUUAAAGUGGAGAAUUUUUCCAUCGCUGCUAAAGGUAAAGAUCUCUUUGUUAACGCCAGCUUGUACAUCACUGCGGGGAGGAGGUACGGUCUAGUGGGCCCUAAUGGACACGGAAAGACAACCCUGCUGAAUCAUAUGGCCAAAAAAAUUCUAAACAUUCCAGCAGGUAUUGAUAUUCUGCUGUGUGAACAGGAGAUUGUGGCGGAUGACACCAAGUCCAUUGAUUCUGUUCUGAAGGCUGACAAGGUCCGCACAGCUCUUCUGGAGGAGGAAAAGAAACUCCUUGUUGAAGUGGAAAAAGGGAACACAAAAAUUAAUGAAAGACUCAAGGAGGUUUAUGAUGAGCUUCGAGCCAUUGGUGCUGACGCAGCAGAACCAAAAGCCAGGAGGAUCCUCGCAGGUCUGGGAUUCACGAAAGAGAUGAUGGAGCGCCCCACAAAGAAUCUGUCUGGAGGAUGGAGAAUGAGGGUGUCCCUGGCCAGAGCCUUAUUUCUGGAGCCCACCCUCCUCCUACUGGACGAGCCAACCAACCACCUGGAUCUUAAUGCUGUUAUUUGGCUGGAUAACUAUCUACAGACCUGGAAGAAGACACUGCUUGUGGUCUCUCACGACCAGAGCUUUUUGGACAAUGUCUGCACGGACAUUAUUCACCUAGAUCAGCAUAAGUUGUUCUAUUACAGAGGUAACUAUGCCACAUUUAAGAAGAUGUUGAAGCAGAAGAGGAAAGAACAAGCAAAAGCGUAUGAGAAGCAGGAAAAAAUGUUGAAGGAAAUGAAAGCCUCAGGUAAAUCAACUAAAGUUGCUGAAGCCAAACAGAAAGAGGCCCUGACACGGAAGCAGGAGAAGAAUAGAAACAAGAAAAUGCAGGCUGCCAUUGAAGAAGAGAACAAACCCACAGAAUUAUUACAGAAACCAAAGGAGUAUAUUGUCAAGUUCAAUUUUCCUAAUCCUAGCCCACUGAAUCCUCCCAUCUUGGGUCUGAAUAAUGUGACAUUUGCUUAUGGAAACAACCCGGCAUUGUUUGUGAAUCUAGACUUUGGUAUUGACAUGAGUUCAAGAGUUGCUAUAGUCGGACCCAAUGGUGUUGGGAAGUCUACGUUUUUAAAACUUCUUGUGGGAGAUUUAGAACCUCAGAAAGGAGAAAUGAUUAAAAAUCACAGACUUAGAAUUGGGAAAUAUGACCAACAUUCUGCAGAUCAGCUAAAUAUGGAUGAAACGCCGUGUGAGUAUCUACAAAGACUGUUUAACAUCCCAUAUCAGGAUUCCAGAAAAAUGCUUGGAAAGUUUGGACUGGCCAGUCAUGCCCACACAAUUAAAAUUCGAGAUCUUUCUGGAGGACAAAAAGCCCGGGUUGCUCUGGCAGACCUCUCGUGUCGUGCUGCAGACGUGUUAAUUCUUGACGAACCUACCAACAAUCUGGAUAUUGAAUCCAUUGAUGCUCUUGGUGAUGCAAUAAACGAUUAUGAAGGAGGAGUUAUUAUUGUGUCUCACGAUGAGAGACUGAUCCGAGAUACAGACUGCACUUUGUGGGUGGUGGAGGAUCGUACUAUUAAUGAGGUGGAUGGUGGCUUUGAUGAUUAUCGGCGAGAACUUCUGGAAUCUCUGGGAGAAGAAGUAGUGAUAGCUCAGCCAACAGAUAUAAACUGAUGAAAUGUCUAGAAUGUCAAUUAUUUAAACAAAACUUGUUUUUGGUGCAAUGUUUCAGAUGAAUGUAAAAUGUUAAGUUCUUAACAUUUAUUUUCUUCCAGAAUUAUGCUUGUAAAAAUUGUGGUGAAAUUGUGAAUAUGUUCUUUAUGUCUCUACCAGGCUUAAUUGUUAGAUUUAAAUUUCAUUUUGAAAGGUAUAAUUUUCAUUUUCAUUUUGGGUA